Prorocentrum cordatum is the source of this 459-nucleotide messenger RNA. Lineage: Eukaryota; Dinophyceae; Prorocentrales; Prorocentraceae. The record is from the annotation of a GenBank genome assembly.
AUGCCCGCCUCGGGAAGGCUCGAGGACCGCUCGGAGAGGUCCGCAAGCGACUCCGUGCCGCUCGACUCCGUGUCGCUCGUCUUGUCGCUCGUGGCCUCGCUGGCGGCCAACUCCACUCCGGGCAGCUCGAGCGCCGUGAGCGCCCCGGCCAGGGGCUGGCCCGACGUGCCGUUGCCUGGGCGGGGCUCGGAGACCCGCGUGACGAGCCUCUGCAGCUCGGGCAGGUCGCGAGCCCACGGAGCCAGAGACCCGGGAAGCCUCAGCCCAUCGGGCCUGCGACACCCGCCAGGGCCGAGGGCGCCGAAGCCCAGUGCGGCGCCCCCACGGCCAGCGGACGACCUGCCCAGCACGGAGCACUGGAGCCCCAAGCCCGCGCAAGGGUUCCCGCGGGCCACCCUUGGGGGAACCAACAGGUACCGAUGCCGCUGCUCCCCAGACCUCUCCUGGGGCGCGUGCUGA